GUCCAGGUGGCCCCGGGAGGUGCUCGGCUAAGUCGCCCGGCAGGCCGUCGCGGACUGCGCUCCCGCGGACGCGCCCCUCGCUCGCUCGCCCGCUCGCCGUCCCGCGGGCGCUGCCGACCCCCGCAGAGCCGGGCACGGGGGCGGAGCAGCUCCGGACAGCGGCCUUUCCUCCCGGGGGAACCUGCCGAGGGCGGCCCCGCGCUCCUUCCUGUCCCUCCCACCGCGGCCCGGGCUCGGCGGCCGCUCGGCGCGGGGUCCCGGGCGCGGCCCGGGCGACUCUCGGCCGCUCCCACCCCGGCGAGUUCAAAAGGACGCGCGGCGCCCGGCCCUGCCCGCCCAUCGGACUGGAAAGAUAGACUUCCCUACGAGAUAGUCUGCCCUCUGCGACGAUGAACAGCCUACCGGCCACACCUUCUCCUGAAGAAUUGAUGACCACACCGGAUUUUCAGGCCCCUGAGACCCUGUCCCCACAAGCCGAAGAGGCCAGCACAGCGCUCAUUGCAGUUGUUAUCACCGUGGUGUUCCUUACCCUGCUCUCAGUGGUGACCCUGAUCUUCUUUUACCUGUACAAGAACAAAGGCAGCUACGUCACCUAUGAGCCUGCAGAAGGGGAGCCCAGCGCCAUCCUCCAGAUGGAGACUGACUCAGCCAAGGGCAGAGAGAAGGAAGAGUACUUCAUCUAGUGAUCCCCAGGUUGGAGGGGCCAAUUCCUGGUUCCAACACUAAGACACUGCCUCUGUAGUUAGGGAACGUUUGCUCUAAAGCCAGUGAGUGGCACUGAGUGAUACAGGCACAUCCACUCACCUCCCAGGACAUGGCCCCCAGUACCAGCAUCACCAAUUCCAGGGUCCAGAGACACGGAGAAAGCUGCUAAGACACUAGGCCUUGGUAAGGACAGUGCUCACAACCGGCCAACAAAGUGGGGCCAUGCCUGAGUUGGAAGUGAGGUCACAGGCUGGUCCAUUGUCCCCUCCCUAGUUGACUAGCAAUAGCCCCAGUGUAGCUAUCCAGCCCCAGGAGGCUGGACACCACAGGCAGGGGUCAGGCCGGGGAGAUAAUUCUGAGAAUGUUACUGCCUUUGUUUGAUCUGAGCCCCACUGUUCCCCCAUCAAACCUCAAACACUGUUUUUAUCCAAAUUAAACUUAUUUUUCCUUGUUUUCCUUAAGCUUUUUACA
Mastomys coucha (southern multimammate mouse) is the source of this 1176-nucleotide messenger RNA. RefSeq names its product small cell adhesion glycoprotein (gene Smagp). The record is from RefSeq and is a predicted model, not a curated record. The transcript is spliced from 4 exons. Lineage: Eukaryota; Metazoa; Chordata; Mammalia; Rodentia; Muridae. The coding region runs from base 390 to 683 and encodes 97 amino acids.